Penicillium olsonii is the source of this 1881-nucleotide messenger RNA. The record is from the annotation of a GenBank genome assembly. Lineage: Eukaryota; Fungi; Ascomycota; Eurotiomycetes; Eurotiales; Aspergillaceae.
AUGUUUCAACACAAAGCCAACGAUGCAAGCUUCCUCAACACAAAGGCAUCCAAGGACUGUCGCUUCGCUCUUCCCGGGUUUGGCAGACCAUUGGACUAUGCCCCAACAGAGAAGAAUAUUUAUGGUGUCGAGAGUCGUAGUAUGUUUCCCUCUGCUUUAGACGAUAGGGAUAUUGAGGCAGGAUAUGUCGAUUUGCCCGUUCUUACUCUCCGUGAGAUCGCGAUGGUGGAUUACAUGGAGGACUUGACGGAUAUACCAGAAUGGUGGAAAAAGGUAUUUGACCCUGCAUACCAGGAGCAGUGGAAAAAGGCUGCAUUAAAUGGUGACAGGGACAUCACGCUCAACAUGGCAGAGUGGAUCAUUGAUGAGCUCCAAUUCAAAGCCAUGAUCUACGAGACGACCAGCGUUGUGGCUUUGUAUAACGGAGAUGUCACCAAGUCGGAUUCCAACUUAUCCGAGUCUUUGAUCAGCAAUCUCAAGACUCAGAUCAAAGCCCUGGAGUUUGAUCAGGAGGUCCUGAAGUUCUAUCACCCAGGAUCUCUGGCAAAGCAGCGAGACUUUAUAGCCAUGGCCCUUUACCCACUCGUUUAUGGAAAAAGUCGCAUUCUCAUGGACAGGGUCAUCACACUAGAUGAAGCCCUUGACUAUGCUGGCCAAGGGGAAGUGAUUCCGGUUCCAAAAGAGACAGGAAUCACCAGAGAAGACAUUGCCUGGCGUGUUUUUUCCCGCGCAGACAUUCAGGUACGUCCUUACAGUCGGGACUUCCAGUGUCUGCCGACGGAUUGGGAGUUUCGCGAUGAUGGCCGAUGGCACAUUGCGACAUAUGUCAACAACCUUCACCCGGUCAAGCACCGGCCCAUCUACAAGCUCAUUGAAGAAGCUUUCAACUGUAUCAUCCCGCAAUGGAAUGCCACUCUGACUCCCCUCAAGGACAUGCUUCAUUCCCGUGCUCGGAUCGAGUAUCACAAGGCGGAGUAUUAUCCUGUCAUGAAAGAAGCUGCGGCACGGGCGCCCCAAAUGAGGCCCAGAGAGGCCCAGAGUGAGUUCGACGAACGCAUGGAAGAGUGGAAAAUGAAGAAUUACACCGCAAUCCAGCCCGAUGCAGGCAAGUUCCUACCAUGGGCAGUCCCUCCCUGGAUGAUGGACAAGUUGCCCGAAGACCUACCCGCAGCAGUGAGGAUCGAGCGCGGCGUUGAUCUCAAUCGGGACUACAAGGAGCGUGGCCUGCAGGUCAUAACCCGCAUGCUGGGUAUUGACCUUAGCCCCGAAGAGCCGGCUUUUGAGGCCGAUUGGCAUGUCGAAUGCACGAUGAAUGAACAUAUUUGUGCCUCCGCCUUCCUGACCUACGAGCACGACAACGUCGAGGACGCUUACAUGGAAUUUCGCAACAUGGCUGAAACAGCUUCGCUGACUGAGGUUGAUCAUGAGCCCAAUGACUUCAUCUGGCUGCGCCAGGUCUUUGGUCUUGAGAACGGCGAGCCUGCGAUCCAAGCUCCCGGUUCCAUUCGCGCCAUGCCAGGCCGCUGCAUCAUGUAUCCCAGUACAGUGCAGCACAAAUUCACUCGCUUCGAGCUGAAAGACAAGACGAAGCCUGGAUUUGCACGAGCCUUGGUCUUUCUCCUCGUUGAUCCCAACAUUCGGAUCAUCUCCACGGCCAAUAUCCCGCCUCAGCGUCUUGAUUGGACUAUGGACAUUCCGGAAUCUGGAGAAGAGUUGAAGGAGACCAUGGCGAAGCUGGCGCUGGAAAAUCGGAAUUCGAAGGGUAAUAUGCCCAUGACACUUGAUGAGGCUCUAGACUAUCGAGUCAAGGUUUUGAAGGGAAUGAUGGAGUUUACGCGGUAUCAGCAUGUUGCUUUCGAGUCGAAUGUUCUAAUGCUUUGA